Molecule: messenger RNA, 1192 nt
Organism: Rubroshorea leprosula
Lineage: Eukaryota; Viridiplantae; Streptophyta; Magnoliopsida; Malvales; Dipterocarpaceae
Source: the annotation of a GenBank genome assembly
CUCAAUCUGCCGAGCCUGGACCCAAAAAUGAGCCGGUGCUGCUCGCAUUGCAGCCACAACUCCAAGACAUGCCCCAAUUGCGGGGUCAAGCUCGUUAGGGUGCGCUUGACGGAUGGGUUGAUUCGAAAGGGCGCCAAUAUGCUGGGUCAAAUUCCAGUGCGCAUAACUCAAAUGGAUCAGGUUCGCCUGGGGAGGGACAUGAUCAUGCCGACAGUUAUGCCUCUGAGGAUUUUGUUCUAGGGUUGUCUUCUAGCCGGGAGAGAAAGAAAGGUUUGUGUUUUUUUUUUUUUAAAGAUUCUUAUCUAGGUGUUUAAAAGAUAGGGUUUUGAGAUCUACAAAAUAGAUGUCAUUGCAAUUCAUAGAUCUCCACAGCUUCUAUGAAUGUUCGUGCGCUUUACUUUAUGCAUGUUUGAAAAAAACCCAGAUCUAGGUGUCUCCCAGCUUAGAUAAUUAAGCAGAAGCAGAUUCACAAUUUCUGUUUCUUUAAACGCCAUCACUGCUGCUUCUUCUGGUGUUAUCCUCGCUAUCCAUGGCGCCAUCACCUCCACCAUCACUCACGUCGCUGUCACAAUCGUUGCCAUUGCCUCGGGUGCUUGUCUCUCCACCAAGUUCGACUUCUUCUAUUUUUGGUUUUGUUUCUUUGUUUCUUUUAUGGAGCAAUUGUUUGUGGUUGUUUGUGGAGAAUCUCUGUUUCUCUCAAGAACGAGCUAGCCACUGGUUAGAGCUUCAUUUUUGUUCUGUUUUUUCAAACUUUUAUGGUUAAUUCUUGGUCCUGAUUUUGCUACUUUUCUUUGUCUUGAUGGAGCUAGAAUUUUCGGUUCUCUUUAAAUCAGUUCUCGUUGGUUUCUGUGCUGAUUUCGCUAGCAUUUUGGGUUAUGAUUUGCUAUAGAUCAAGUCUCCGAUGGUUCGGUACUAUUUCUUUUUGAUUUAUUCGCAUCCACGUGAUUUGUCUUGAUUUGGUGAAAUUUGAAUGCGUGUAUUCGAGGUUUUUUUGUUGGAUUGUGAUUUAGUUUCUCUUUUGUUGUGUUUCAGUGGUGUCGGAGGAGUUAUUUAGGUUUGAGAAAAACCUAGAUUUGGGUUUGAUUUGGAGAGGAAGAAGAAGGAACAAGAGAGAGAAAGUGAAAGAGGAAGAAGAGAUGAUAUGGCAACUUUUCCGCAGAUGUGCCUUGUUUAAUAUAAUGGAAUGAUUUGU